CAACCCUAACCACACAGUGCGCGCGGGAGAGAGAGAGAGCGAGCUGGAAAAGCUUCUCUACAGUGUAUCAAUGGCGAUUCACAGCUCGAAUUCCGAUGAAACAAAAGCUUCAACACCUCAUUGCAGCAAGGCCAAUCACAACCAGUUCUUCGUAUGGAGAGAAUUCUUGUGGGGAGGUAUUGCUGGAGCUUUUGGGGAAGGAAUGAUGCAUCCAAUUGAUACUGUAAAGACACGGAUGCAAAGUCAAGCCAUUUUUAAUGGAUGUCAGAAUCAGAAAAGCAUAUUACAGAUGGUUCGGACAGUCUGGGUCACUGAUGGGCUAAGAGGCUUCUACAGAGGAAUAGCUCCUGGGGUUACUGGAUCUCUUGCAACUGGAGCAACGUAUUUUGGUGUUAUAGAGUCCACUAAGAAGUGGAUUGAAGAAAAACACCCUAGCCUUGCGGGCCACUGGGCACAUUUUAUCGCUGGAGGUCUUGGAGAUACACUUGGCUCUUUUGUGUAUGUUCCAUGCGAAGUGAUAAAGCAACGCAUGCAGAUUCAAGGCACUAGAAAAUAUUGGAGUUCUGUAGUCAUAAAGGACAAUAUGAAACCUGGCAUGCAAAUGUAUGGCUACUAUUCAGGAAUGUUUCAGGCUGGCUCUUCAAUAUUGAAGGAAAAGGGGCUAAAAGGAUUGUAUGCAGGAUAUUGGUCUACACUUGCAAGGGAUGUGCCGUUUGCAGGUCUAAUGGUUACCUUUUACGAGGCCCUAAAAGAUUUGACGGAGUUUGGAAAGAAAAAGUGGAUUCCCAGUUCAGGUUACCAUGUUAAUAGUUCCAUUGAGGGACUCUUGUUGGGAGGACUAGCUGGUGGUUUUAGUGCAUAUCUCACCACUCCCUUGGAUGUCGUCAAGACAAGAUUGCAAGUACAGGGAUCAACUUUAAGGUAUAAUGGUUGGAUAGAUGCGGUUCGUACUAUAUGGAUGACUGAAGGCAUAGCAGGAAUGUUCAGAGGUAGCAUUCCCAGAAUCAUGUGGUACAUUCCAGCAUCUGCUCUUACGUUCAUGGCCGUUGAAUUCCUCAGAGACCAUUUUAAAGAAGCAUCAAACAACGAUAAAGUGCAUGAAGUCGCAAGCAUAUCAAUCGACAAAAAGGAAUCUUCUUUCCAAGAGGUGUCUUAAAAACUUAUACUGAAUUACACGACUUUUCUUCACCAUCCAGUUAAUUUUAGUGAGAUAGAGCUCUGUACCGUAUUAGAAUUCAAGAUCAAUAGGUUACCAUAUUGGAUCAAUUGUAUUCUUUUGAUGAAAGCCUCAGGAACAUGGAAAUGACAUUGAGAAUUUGUCCGAGUUAGGAUUGAAUUUUUUUUUUUUAAUAUGCUUUGUAUUACAAUUACAGGAACAAUGAUGAAAUGUUGUCCAAUCUUGAUUUUUGUUUCUUGCA
This is a messenger RNA of Camellia sinensis, 1418 nucleotides long. Its product is annotated as Mitochondrial substrate carrier family protein. The record is from RefSeq and is a predicted model, not a curated record. NCBI's taxonomy places the organism in Eukaryota, Viridiplantae, Streptophyta, Magnoliopsida, Ericales, Theaceae.